CAGCUAUGGAAGAAAAACUUUCUUCGUUGGUGGAGAUUUCGGGGAAAAUAAAUAAACGGCGACGACGGGAAAAUGCCCGCAAAGAUGAAAAUAGAAGUUUGAGAGAAGCGUUAGCUGAUUCAUCUCAAGAAGCUAAUUUUCAAAAAACUGCUGCAAAUCAUGCGGAAUCACUUUAAGCAUGCGGAAUCAGUUUCGUUUUGUAAAACAGGUGACUCAAUAAAUGAUGACGAAAUGGUCAGUGUCACUGAAUCCCCUCCAAUUUCACCUUUACAAAGUAAGUGCAAGUGAUGAUGGAGACGAUGAAGUAAGUUUAACUUUCCCUGGCAUACAUCAGCACAACUCAAUAAAACUAUGUGCAUCCCUUUUUUGUAUUUGGUGAGCAGCUUUGUAGUGGAGUUAUCAGAAGGCAAGAGAGGGCUAUGGUCCCUUAACUUUUAGUAAAAUAUCUUUGUUAAUGGUUUGAUAACCAAAUUUUCCUACUCAAAACUUCAUGGAAAAGACCAGGUGCAACUGGCUUCUAGUUGAUUUACUGUGCUUUCCACAUAUAUUUCAACACUUUUAGAUUAACACCCAAAUUUUACAAUCCCAACUCUGGCUUUUUCCCAAGUCAGGGAUAUCUUGCCAUGUAUUUUAAGUUUUUUAGAUAACUGUACAGGCGGUGUGUUGUUUAUAUAGACCACCACUAUAGUUCAAAUACAUAAUGAUUGUUUUCAUUUUUAGAAAUAACAUUUUUUCAAAUAGUUUAAAUUGUUAGAUGAAAAUCUAAUGCUGUAAAAGCUCUAUUAAGCCCCUCUCUCUUUUAAGCCCCCUCUCUAUAUUAAGCCCCUCUUCUUAAGCCCCUGAUGUCAAACUGGGUUUUUUGAAGGGUGUGAUGACCAUAAGAUUGUGUGCACCAAAUACGGCCCAUUUAAAUAUUUACUUGUGCACCGUAGAAGUCCGUCAAAAUUUGUUCAUCACCAUCAUCAUCAUCAAAAUUACAUUAAAUGACCCAUUGCGGCCUCAGAAGAUGUCCCAAGGGAUAUCAAUUGAUCCUGGUCAGGAAGAUGAGGACAGUAUUAUAAUAUUGCACUAGGGCAUUUUUAUAACAUUUUUUACAUUGAAGUAUUAAUAAGCCUCCCUUUCUUACAAGCCCCCUUUCUUUUAAGGUUACGGUAAACGUUUUGAACACGAAAAUUGGUUUUUCCUUCCUAAAGGCCAAACGGCUCAAGGAAUCUGGAUAAACUAUAUAUCAUUCGAUGCACAAGAUUAUGGCGUAUCUAGCCAGAUAAAAAUUUUGGCAAAUAAUGUUAAAUGUUAUUUUCCAUGCGAAUUUACUGGUCAAAAAGUGUACCACCUUCAAAAGCUAUUAUGUACCCUUGUGUUUGAGGUAACAAAAUCUGACUUAGACCAGCAGGAAGUGCAGGUCCUAAGCUACCAAAGUGUGUCUCAGAUUUUUUAAAUUCCUCCUCUUCUUGAAACUAUACCCUGUCAAAAAUUGGCAAAUAAUUGUUCCACCCUCCCGCAGCUGUAUUUGGGUAUAAAAGACGGACCAGCAAAAAUAAAAAAAUUUUGAGACACGCUUUGUUUGCCCAACGUCUGCCCUGGCCGUGUGCAAAUUUUCGAGCCAUUCGAUUGGUUCCUUGGGUACAUAAUAGCUUUUUCGUACCUGCAUGUAGAGGAAUUUCGAGUCCGGAGAAAACGGGAUUUUACUGAUCGCACUUGCAAGAUACACUCGUAAACCACAGUGUAAUCCGGGUCAAGUCACUUGAAGAUUUAAGAUCAAUAAGCCUGUUUAAAUAAACACGGCCGUACAUUGGAUAUAUGGAUGUGCCAUGCGAUAUUGUAAAUGAGACAUGCGACCACAACCGCAAAGCAACGAUAAUCGGCUUAACAGGUCAAGAGAUUUUCAGGCCUCAACUAAAAGUUUUGAUAAAGAAAUUAUGGAAACCUUCGGUUACAUGGGAUUUUUUCCACUUUCAAAAUUUCUGUUUGUUUCAAAUUUGGUAUCAUUGUGUGCCUUGAAAGUUCGGCUACUUGAAUGUGAAAAAAUCGAAAAAAUGAUGUUUUCAUCAAGAAAACGUUUACCGUAACCUUAAGCCUCCUUCUAGAACCGGAAAAAUAAAUAAGCCCCCUGGGGGCUUAAUAGAGCUUUUAUGGUAUAUGAAGAAUUUUUCACAAAUUCUGUUACUAGUUGAUGCUUUGUAUAUAAAGCUUGCAUGUGCUUCUAUGAAAUUUAUUCAUAUGUUGUGACACUAUUAUGUUGUUAUUUGCUGCAUUGUAACUCUUUUGAAAGCAAUGUAAUGCCUUAAAUUAGAUGCAAACUCAAGAAUGAGGAGACUUAUAGGGAUGGAAGUAUAGGUAUAAAACAUUUGCUGGCUAUUUCUUAAUUUGUAGGUGGUUAUUUACUUAUUCCAAGAACCCAUUUUCAAUACAAGUCUGUUUACCUUCUUCAUUGUUUCAAAAUAUUAGUAACAAUUAUUAUCAUCUUGUUAGUAUGGGCUACUAUUCAGAAAAGGGUAAUCCAUUCAACACAAGGCCAGCAUGAGAAUUUGUUCAAUCAGCCACAUUUAAUUGUGAAUCUUUCAAUUGAGUUUUGGCAAGUUGACUUAACGAAUGAGGCAGGUCCUGGUAAAGUUUUUAUCAGGGUAAUCUUGGUUUUAGGUAAUCUUUGAACUUGAUCCGGUUGUCAAUUAUGUCCAUGAAUUGGUGCAAAAUGAAGGAAUUUCACCAGCAAAUGAAGAUUACACAGCAUUUUGCCUGUCUGAUAUUGAUGAGAAACAAGGAAAACUGAAGGUAAUAUCCAGAGGUCAUAUUGUAUAAUGGGUGUGAUUUUAGAUAAAUCCUUGAUUUUAUAGAACCCUCUCAACAACUUUCAGAAGGAACUGAGGCUACUUUCUGUGGAGUCAGUACUCUGGAAUUUUCAUGUCCUACAAAUUUCAUAAUGCUUUUCAGAUAAGUGGAACAGAUGCGAUUUACACUUUUAUGCCAUAAUAUAUUAUAGCAUAAAAAAUUAAGGAAAGGUCAAUUAUCAAAAUAACCUCAGCUACCUCAAAUCUCUAGUUAAAUGGCUUCUUGUUGUAAAAGUCUUUAUCUGUUAUUUCAAUCAAAGGUCUUGACAAAGUUAUUGAAAUGGAAAUUUUAAGAAAUCUCAAUCACAAUUGGUUUCUACUAUUUGGCAUACUUUUGCUUAUAACUUCAAAACUGAAACUAAAUUUGACAAAACUUUUAGAGGUUUGUGCAAACCUGCAAUACUAAGAGGUUAUGUAUGGCAUUUUAUUUGACAGUUUGGCUAGCAUACUGGGUUCCUUAAUAUCUUGGGUACUUAAGAAUACUGCAUCUGUUGUUGUUGAAUUGCAAAUGCAUUUCAAAAAUGACGUCUUAAUUUCCAAAAAGUCAAGAAUGGCCUUUUAAUUUUUUCCUUUUGUUUUAUCUGGGUCUAGGUCAGGUCAUUUGUGUUCGUUAUUCGAAAGCCAGUUGAAUUUACAGAUGGUUGGCAAUGGAUUUAUGCUUGUCAGUGCACGCACAAUCAAAUGGAGUUUCUCAGCUCUCUUUCCCAAUCUGUCCCUUUAGAAGCUAGUGAUUUCACUUGCACGCACUGCAUUCAUUUGAAAGCUGCUUCAAAGCUAAUGAUAGACUUUGAUGUAGGAAACAGCUUGGACCCGGAAUCGUAUGCAAACACCUCAGAAGCUCGUCCCAAAGCUGAAUGUCCAGUUUAUCCAAUUCUUGCUAACAAAGAAGCUGUCGUUGUUUGGGACCAAGAAAGGAAUGACUUUGGAGCAGUUGCUGUUGUUCGAGAUCAUCUCUCCUGCUUGAACUGUCCAAAUUCAACUGGAUGCGGACACAUUCGGAUUCUGAAGAGCCUUGAGUCUUCAAUCUUUCUUCCAGAGAAUGCAUCGAGACUGCUAAAAUCUUUGGAAGAUGAAUAUCCUACAGAAGAGGCAAAUAAUGGAAAAGCACUCUCGUAUCAAGCAAUUCCGUUUUGUUAUAGUCCGCUAAACAGCCUCGCUGGAAAAGAAAUCAUGAUUAUGCAGCGUUCCCAAGACAAAUUGGUUUUAAAACCAACGUUGCCCACUGGGAUCCGUUGCAAAUCUUGUGGCAGUUACUGGUCUACGGAAGAUCCUGUCAAAGAAAACUGGCUAUUUCAAAGUGAUGUGCCCGUAUUUAUGGACAUUGGCAUUGUUUCAGCUGAAGGUAAUAAUUGUUUUUAUCCAAUGCUCAACUUUGCAAACUUCAUUGUAUUUGACACAUAGUAU
Molecule: messenger RNA, 4232 nt
Organism: Rhopilema esculentum
Lineage: Eukaryota; Metazoa; Cnidaria; Scyphozoa; Rhizostomeae; Rhizostomatidae
Source: RefSeq, a predicted model, not a curated record